This is a messenger RNA of Effrenium voratum, 396 nucleotides long. The record is from the annotation of a GenBank genome assembly. Lineage: Eukaryota; Dinophyceae; Suessiales; Symbiodiniaceae.
AUGGGGAAAGGCGAAGAGGAAAAUGAUGCCAGCUAUACAGCGCACCGAUCCUAUUACACCAUGCUCAAAAACCAGAGCUUCGACAUCGGCAUCCUGGAGAAUGUGCCAGAGUAUCAGGAGGCGGUGGUCAAGGCCAACCUCCCGGGCUGGUCCGUCAAGAGCAAGGUCAUUGACCCGAGGCUUUUUGGGCAGGGUGCCAGCCGACCGCGUCGGUACUUCCUGGUAUGGAACCCCAAAACCGUGGAGUGGAACACGGAGAUCAACAUGGAUGAGCUCUUGUCCUGCCUGCUGUGCCACCCAUCCCUGACCGCUGAGUCCUACUUCUGGAUGGACAAGCCGGCAAGCAAGCUGACCCUUUCUCAGGACUUCUCUUCAGCGUCCAACAGUCAGUACUAA